AACAAAAUGUAGACCCUGACAAGUAACAACUAUAGCACCGGAUUUUAUUUGAGUCGCAACUUACAGCUGAUCCUUGAGCGCUGUUUUUUUCUUGCUAAACAACCAGACGUGAAAACCCGUUAUUGUGGGCCAAUUAUAAUCAUUAUUAUCAUCAUCAUUUUAUCAAUAAAUCAAUGAUAAGUGACAUUUUUAUUUAGUGCCCAUUGUCCAGUGUUCGUUGUCGCUAGCUAUGGCCACCGAACGUGCCAUCGAUUCUUGGGUCUACCCAAUGGACUCAUCAUGCACACCUUACAACGAAAACGAUUUCAGCAGUCAAGUACGUCAAGUUUGUCAAGAGGAAGUUCAUUAUAUGCUCACAAAUUCGACAAACAACGAAUCGUCUCAAAACAAUCAACAACAAUCACCGACCAACAAACUACCACCGUUAGAGCCACUUAGAAAUCGACUUCGAAUAGCCAAAUGUAAUGUAGUGGGCGAUACAUCCGUUGGCAAAACAUGUCUGGUGAAUCGCUUCGGUUACGAUGUUUUUGAUUCAAAAUCCAAGGCAACUAUUGGUGUCGAUUUUGAUGUACAGAAAUUUUCCAUACUUAGUCGACCCUUUACACUUCAGAUUUGGGAUACUGCUGGUGACGAACGGUUUCGGUCAAUCACACGAGCCUAUUACCGUGGUGCACAUGCCGCCCUUAUUGUUUUUGAUUUAACUACAAUUAAAUCGUUCCAAAAUGUUGGUCUCUGGCACGAAGAGAUAAUGGAGGCCAGCCAAUCGCCUGAACAUAUGGCCGGAUCGUUGACGUUGACGCGCCGGAAAUCGCAACGUGGUAGCAACGCAUACCAACACCAUAGCAGUAGUAGGCCUUUUCUGUUUCUAGUCGGCACUAAAAAAGAUCUUAUUACUGAUGAAACGGUUGCCUUUUAUCGGAGCGAAGGUGCAAAACUCGCCAACAAAAUUGGCGCCGAAUUCUGGAUGGUUUCCAGCCAUACAGGUGAAAACGUAAAUGAUUUGUUCAAACGCGUUGCCUGUCUUUGUUUCGAUAGAUAUCUAUUGCGUGAGCUGCGUAUUCAACAAGACAGAACAUCACAGUACGAACAACAACAACGAGCUUUGGCAGCAAUUAUCACUGAUAAUCCUGCUGACGAACAGAACGCUAAACACGAACAUGCAGCUAACAAUCGUUCCGUUCAUUAUUCACCAGAAAACGGAGGCAAAGUGGCUUUUUUCUAUAAUGACGACCAACGAAAACGUAAAACGGCGACAACGGUUGACCAGGCUUUUUGGCCGAUUCUCGUUGAAUGGUGGUGCCAAUGGUUUGGUCAACAAGGAAAAAUUCGCCGCCGGCUUGGCCGCGUUACUAGUGGCAAUAAAGUGGCCGAUCAAAGCACAACAACAACAAACAACAAUCACAACAAACGGAUUGACGACAAAAGUCAUAGAAAGUUUUCGUGUUUUCGUUUCACCUGCCUGUAUAAUGUUGACUAA
Dermatophagoides pteronyssinus (European house dust mite) is the source of this 1477-nucleotide messenger RNA. RefSeq lists its product as uncharacterized. The record is from RefSeq and is a predicted model, not a curated record. NCBI's taxonomy places the organism in Eukaryota, Metazoa, Arthropoda, Arachnida, Sarcoptiformes, Pyroglyphidae. Gene Ontology annotation, molecular function: GTP binding; GTPase activity.